UUCUCGUCAGACGCGACGCGUCCGCGAUCACGCACGGUGCAUCACGCGAGAAAGAAGAAGGUCCGUUGCGUUCGUUCAGUCAUUUCGGACGUGGAAAACAGGGAAGAGCACUUUGCUUGUACAUCAAGCACUGCCAUCCAACGAAUUUUCCCCAUUCUUCGUUCAACUAUUCUCUUUGGUCGCUGUUAAAUUCUCGUUGUGGAUUUGCAACACGAAAGCUAACCAACCGAUCGGAUCCACCGAUUGCGUGCCAACUUUCCAUGCAGCGAGGGUGGAGGCAACACGUCCGAAGUGACUGACUGCAACGCGAUUGGCUGAAGCACAUGGUCCGGUGAUUGUGACCAUGAUUGCAAAUCGUCUCACGCCGAUCGUCGCCCUCGUCCUCGUGGUCCUGCUUUCGUCCGUCCACCACGGUGAAGCAAUAAUAUGCUACCAAUGCAACAGCGAAUACGAUCCAAGGUGCGGCGAUCCAUUCGAUCCGUACAGUCUAGGAACCGUGAACUGCAGUUUUCAACCACGGUUGGAGCAUCUGAAUCAUCUGGAACCUUCUCUCUGUCGAAAGAUCAGCCAAAAAGUGUACGGGAAAAUCAGGGUUGUCAGAGGUUGCGGAUACCUCUCGGACGAAAAGGACAAUGCCGAAUGUGUGAGGAGGUCAGGCACACACGACGUUCUGGCGUUUUACUGCUCAUGCACCGGUGAUCUCUGCAACUCGGCCGAAAGCCGCACGCCGUCCUUUUUACUACCGUUUACGUCUCUGUUCGCGGUGAUACUCGCAGCGCCGAGUUUCCUCCUUUCUUACCCGUUCGCAAUACCCAUCUUAACCUUCCCUUACUUUUCCAUAGCCUAAAAGAUGCGGACACGACACUCGACGACGCCUAAUUCGAUAUAGAGACCGUUCGGAUCCGGCCCAACUCGUUUUCGUCCGAUUUCCAUCUCGUCCCUGAUAACAAACGACGCUCCGCGAGGAAUAUUGGACAGCGAUCGGUUCGAUUCUCCAACGACAGAGAACGCGCGUCGCGCAUCGAAUCGAACGCUUUUCUUUCUUCUUAUUAAAAUUAGCGACGAAACACGACUCGGGAACCGUGAUCGUUAACGAGUUGGUUACAGUCAACAAUCACCGAUGUGUCGCUCUUAUUUUUCGACACCGGAUGCUCAAUCGAGAGAGUGGAAGAGCACAACGUACGAAGACAACGGAUCCGGGAUUCGAACAAUUCGUAAAACAACAACAACAACAACAACAACAACAAGAACAACAAA
This is a messenger RNA of Colletes gigas, 1257 nucleotides long. RefSeq lists its product as uncharacterized. The coding region runs from base 344 to 847 and encodes 167 amino acids. The transcript has 3 exons. NCBI's taxonomy places the organism in Eukaryota, Metazoa, Arthropoda, Insecta, Hymenoptera, Colletidae. The record is from RefSeq and is a predicted model, not a curated record. Gene Ontology annotation, biological process: positive regulation of voltage-gated potassium channel activity; regulation of synaptic transmission, cholinergic; sleep.